This is a messenger RNA of Python bivittatus (Burmese python), 1878 nucleotides long. NCBI's taxonomy places the organism in Eukaryota, Metazoa, Chordata, Lepidosauria, Squamata, Pythonidae. The record is from RefSeq and is a predicted model, not a curated record.
CCCCCCCCGCCCUUUGGUUCCUUAGAUGCUGAGCAUCACCGGCUGGGUGAGCAGAGUGGUGGUCCUUUUUGCCUCUGUGCUCGCAACCGCAUCCAUCGCCAUGCCAGGAGAGUGGGGAGAAGAAGGGGUGACGUAUGGCGAGCUGGGGAGCGACAUGGCCCUGACAUGUCCCGGAGCAAGUCCGAGUUCCACGAUGGAAUGGCAGCGGGACGGGCGCUCGGGGCUGCCCAAGGACUCCAGCGCCCAGCAGGGCCAGCUUCUCCUGCCCCAUGUGGAGCUCUCCUCCGAAGGCACCUACAGCUGCUACGAUGGCAGCGGGCUUCUUCUGGGCUCCGUGGCCCUUCGCGUUGGCCGGCUCCCCGGGCUGCCCUCCGUCUCCUGCAGAGCGUCCAACUACGAGAACUUUUCCUGCUUCUGGACUCCCAGCGUGGAGACACUUCUGCCCACCAGAUACGUCGCCACCUACCAGAAAAAACAGCCGGCCGGAACUGACCAGCAGAGCAGGCCCCCAGUCAACGGUGUGGGGCUGUGUGUCCAGGAUCCUGCCCUACCUCUCUCCUGCACAGUCAGCAAGUCCCAGUUCUGGAGCUCUUACCGUGUGAACGUGACCGAGGUGAACCCCCUGGGAUCCAGCUUCAGUCUCCUGGACAUCACUGUGCAAACCAUCACCAAACCAGAUCCGCCAGAGGGCCUGCGGGUGGAGCCGGUGCCCCUGGCCCCCAAGCGGCUGCGCGUGAGCUGGGAGUACCCCUCCACUUGGCCCAAGGAGCCUUCCUUCCAGCUCCGGUUCCGGCUGCGGUAUCGGCCCGUCCUUUACGACUCCUGGUCAGUGGUGGAGACGGCCAAGGUGUCCGAGGUGAUCACAGACGCCUUCAUGGGCCUGGAGCACAUGGUCCAGGUGAGCGCCAGGGACUUCCUGGAUGCCGGGAGCUGGAGCGACUGGAGCCCGGAGGCGCGAGGCUGGCCGGCUGCUGGGCAGAUCGAUGAGCCCGGUGAAGCUGCCACGGCUAUCACGGAGCUGGAAACGCCAGCCGAGGAGCCCUCUCCAGCCCCCAAGGAUGAGCCAGUCGCAGGCCACGGUGACUCCAUGGAGAAGGUAGCGGUGCUGGUGUCGCUCGGCGUCUUCGCCUUCUUUGUCCUGGUGGCACUCCUGCUUUUUGCCCUUCUGGUGUGGAUCCGUGCAAAGAAGCUGAGCAAAGAAGCCGACAAAAACUGUGACCUGCUCGCCGCUGCCACCCACCUGAAGGCCUUGCCCAGAGCCCAGCUCUUGUAGCACAGCUGUGCCUCCGUCUGGCAGAACAGCCGCCUCUCCCACCCAGGGCGCCAUGGACCUCUCCAACCGCAGCUGCCUGUUGAUGCUCCAGGGACAUGACCCCGCCCUUCCCUGCCACCCUUGGAAAAGCUGCUCAUCGACCGGACCUUGGCAUCAGUGGCUUCGGCCCGGUCCCCUCUCCUUUGCCACAAACGGGCUGGAUGCCAGACGCUGCUGGUUUUGGACUCAUCGGUGGCCGAGGGACUCCUUGUGGAAAGACAGACCUGAGGAGCAGCUGGUUGGGGCAGAGGGUGGCACUGGCCGAGUCUUGCUCCUCACACCCCCGUCUCUCCCGUGAAGCUAAAGCCCUGCAGACUGGAGGAACCAGGCCCCUCCCCGGCCAUGGCGGGGAGCCCCGGAUAGCCUUGCUGAGAGAGACCAGCAUUGCAGGAAAUUGGCAGCUGCCUUGGCACGGGGGGAAGGACAGCCUGGCAGAGCAGAGGCAAUGGCAGAGAUCUCCCUGUAUGCUAGUCGUGUGUGAAGCUGUGUGUGUGUCUGUGUGCGCGCAGAAACCUCUGCGCUUGGUUUGGUUCAGAGUAUUAAAUUUCAAAUUUUGGGUUUUUUUA